Messenger RNA from Paramuricea clavata, 4235 nucleotides. NCBI's taxonomy places the organism in Eukaryota, Metazoa, Cnidaria, Anthozoa, Malacalcyonacea, Plexauridae. The record is from the annotation of a GenBank genome assembly.
AUGGAGGGAAAUGUGCAGAGAAAGGACGUUCUUUCAAGUGUACUUGUCUUUCUGGAUUUAAAGGGAAAAGAUGCCAGAGAAAGGGUAAUCAACUUAAUAUAUUGUCAUUUUAAUUGUGUAUAUAAUUUCUCAAGGAAAAGAUUCUUAUACUCAGGUAGCUCUUCUGAGUCCUGAAAUUCAUGACUGAAAUUAUCAGUAAUGGGUGAAUUGUUGAUGGAUUGUUAUGCAUUUUCGAUUAUUGGAAAUGUAUUAUUCAUGCAUAUUUACAUUUAAUAAUAUAUGUGUGAGCCAUGCAUGCAUGAGCUUAUACCACCACAUCGAAUAAAAUUAGUAAGCAUGCAAUGUAUGUUAUUUAUUAUAUAUGGCAAGCAUUUGUUUUGAUGAAUCGAGCAAUUUAUUUAUUUAUUUAUAUAACUUCGCCAUUUAUAUAUACCAUAUAAUACAAUACAAAAACAAUAACAAUACAGUACAAUACAAACUAGGGAUCCAAGGAUAGUGUGAAGUUUCAAAUUGAAAAAGACACUGCAAGAACUAUAUAGGUUCGCCGACAACCUAGAAAAGCUGAUCGCUUACACUACGAAAUAAACAAUUACCAAAGGCAUUUCAUCUCAUGCGCUCGGCGCACGACGUUUGAAACAAGCCCGACACAUCAGAAACGUGCCUUGUGAAACUGACACAAUUUAUCUAUUUAUUGUGAUGCUACACGCAUGCUAAAUUUCAAUUGUUUCACCAACAACCAAAUUUUGCAUAUUCUAAAUUUCAUUUGCAUUUGUAUUUGCAGCUGUCGCUAAAAGCAUCCCCACGAGGCUACUGCUAUGCUAAACUUAUCUAAAACUAUAAUUGAAAUAGCUGUAUACAAUAUGUUAUGAAUAAUAAGCACUACGUCGUUAUAUCAUUGAAAGGAAGCACUUUAUCUUCAUCCGUUCCAUAUUUUAUCCGCAUAUCCGUUCCGUGGAUCCGCUCCAUCCGCUUCCGCAUUUUUACCCAAUUGUGACAUGUUUGACAAUAACAAGUCUCAUUGACCUUUGACUUUUCGAAGGUCACGUUGUGUCUAUUUUCAGCUUUUCGCAUGUGUUGAAUAAUGUCACUUUAGAUUUCAAUAGUUUCACAGUUAUAGCUGCAGUGUUUAAAGCAGUUUUGACAAGCUUUGAUACAGUUCUGUAUACAGAAUAGUACAGAUUGAUUCUCGUAAGAUCUGGUAGAGUUAUCGUUGCACUGAACACGAGUUUGCACCGUUGACAACGGCGUUGUGCUAGACAGUAAACAAGGUCCGUGACAGUACAUGUUGGCUACAUGUACCUCCUUGCUUUUUUCUUCCAUUGCAUAAAUCUUGUUGGCGAGCCAAGCGAUUGGCGAUAAUACGUUGGCGAUAACACAUUGGCUAUCUCCUCGUCUUUCUUAUUUAAAUAAGGAGCUCUGACUCAACUGAUUUCUUUCGUCUCGCAAUAUUUUCUUCGUAAACGCCUGUACAAACACCCGCUUCUGUUUAAUAGUUGUUUACGCUUUAUUGAUCUGAUGCAAUUUUUCGCUCUUUGUACUGAGUUCUGUGAUGUAGCACCUUUUACAGUCAAUAACAAUGUAUAAUGAAUACACGGUCUAAAUAAUAUCGAUUGGCACUUAAUUGAAUGCCGGUAAUUAUAACAUCAAUUUAUAUAUUAUAUUAUUGCGUAGAAUCUCAAAGAUUUUCUCAAUAUUCAUGUCUGAAAUGUUUAUAUACUUGAAAAGAACACUGUCUCGCUUCUUCGUACGUACUGUACCUCCGUAUAAUGAGUAUACCGUGAAAAUAAUAUCAGCACUCAAUUGAAUGCCUAGAAUCUCAAAGAUUUUCGACUCAAUAUUUAAUACGUCUGAAAUGUUUAUACACUUGAGUGUUGACUGCACUGUCUAGGCGGUCUAGCUCCUUCCUAGCUCUGUAUAAUGAAUAUACCGUCUAAAUAUUAUCGACACUUAAUUGAACGCCUGUAAUGCAUAAGAUCAAUUUAUAUAUUGCGUAGAUUUUCAAAAAUUUACUCAAUAUUCACGUCUGAAAUGUUUAUACAUCUGAAAACAACACUGUCACUCCUUCCUAGCAUAUCGUCACGCCAUCGUGAUCUACGGCUUGAUAGCGCAUGCGCAUUUGCGCUACUAAAAAAAUCGGGUGUUCCGGGGUAAAGAUCCUUUACACAACAUGAGAUGCGAAUGUUCUAAAAUUUACAAAAAAAUACAAUAACAAAAGCGAUUCCUCGAAAUUUUUGUGAACUUGGCAAAAGGAUAACAGAAUAUGUAAAUAAGUUAACUGAAAUUGCUUAAAUAACCUUCAAAGUACUGACAAAGCACAAUAAAUCACUACGAACAUAAAUCGUAUACACCCCCCGGAAAGUUUACUGUAUGACUGACUGACUGACUGAAUGACUGACUGACUGACUGAUAAGUUUGAAUUUCCUCCCAGUCAUCACAAUACUGUGAAGUUUCGAAGAAACUUCACACUAAAAACGGGACGGUGCAAUCUAACACAAGACAGUACAGUAUAUAUAUAUAGUUCAGUACAGUACAAUACAUACAGUCAGAUGGCUGGGACACCACAACAGUUAAAACCAAUUACUGUGGGCUCAUUUGAUUGGCUGUUGACUAGGCAGGAUUUUCCCGUAUUGCCCACGGGCAAUACGCAACUUUUAAUUUUUUGUUGCCCUUGGGACCAGACUCCAUGAGAGUCGAGUUUCAAACGGAAAAAAAGUGUCUAAAAGUGUUUCAAACUAUUCAAAACGAAGAAAAAUAAACCUAAAAUAAAGCAACGGAGCAACUACUGUGGUUAAAGAACUUUCUCAAUACGUUGUUGUUAGCGAAAGUCGAAAUUACAAAGUAAAUUUUACAAUAUUUAUAACUAUUAAAGCAGUCAGGAAUAGUUAUGUUUUGACUUUGUGAAGGGCUGCAAAUUUUAUUUGUAGAUAGCCAAGAGGAAUUUGACACUAUCCUAAAUAAAAAAUACAACUAAAGCAGCCACAGACUUAUAAUUUUUCCCUGAAAAUUUCUGUUUUUGUUAGAUAAAAAGAGACAUAAAUAUGAGAUGAUCUUGAAGGGAACUAAAAACGUAGCCUACUUGUCCAUACUGUUCAUUAAUUUUAUUGUUUUCAUAUUUGUUGUCUUUGAUUAAAUGACGAAAUACCUCGUAUAUUUCUUGAAAUACUAUCCAAACUGUGUUGGUAUUCUAUAUAAAAAGUGCUGUAGAGUAGUUUUACUAACCAAGAGAACAUUUUUUACUAUUUUUUUUCUUUUUUGCAAAAGUUUGGGACUUUGACUUUGUACCUUGCCCUCGCGUAACCUUUUUCCCAUUUUGUACAAACGUACAAUGCAUGGUCAAUGCCAAUAUAAUAAAAAACUUAUACUGACCACAACCCUUCGGGUAGUACGGGAAAAUAUCCAACCUCGGUCUUGCUGCAUUGACCUCGCUAUCGCUCGGUCAAUACAGCAAGACCUCGGUUGGAUAUUUUCCCGUACUGCCCUCACUCUCAGUCAGUAAGUUAUUAAUAUUUGCAUGAUGAUAAAAAACUAUUUAAAGAAUUUUUCUGUGUUGGUGUUGUGUACUCAGGUGAAUAAUAUGUUUGCGAUGUUACUCUGAUUGCAUUCCACACCGGGCGAGCUUGAAAAAUAUGCCCGGCCACGGUGGGAUUCGAACCUACGACCUUUGAAAUACUAGCCCAAUGCUCUUCCAACUGAGCUACGCGGUCAGGACGGUUCGAGUAAGUGAUAUUUCGGAACAGUAUCUAGUUCCUUCAAGACCAAUGUGUUCUAGUAAUAUGAAUUUUUCUGUGUUGGUGUUGUGUACUCAGGUGAAUAAUAUGUUUGCGAUGUUACUCUGAGUGCAUAUCCACACCGGGCGAGCUUGAAAAAUAUGCCCGGCCACGGUGGGAUUCGAAAAGGUCGUAGGUUCGAAUCCCACCGUGGCCGGGCAUAUUUUUCAAGCUCGCCCGGUGUGGAUAUGCACUCAGAGUAACAUCGCAAACAAACUAUUUAAAGAUUAAGAAAAUUUAGAUUUUUUCAAGAUCAGCCCCAAUAUGCAAGACAAUGAUAUAGUUCUAUGCAUGCAUGCAUGCAUGGGAAAGUAUCUUUCCAAUUAAAAUUUGCUCUCAUAUAUCUUUGUUAGAAUCUCCGUGCGAUUUUCAGCCUUGUAGAAAUAAAGGAAAAUGUCGGGAAUGAUUUCAAAUGCAAAUGUCCUCCUGAGUUUGGUGGAAAACGAUGUCAAGUCAAGUCAAAUAAUG